UAAAUUCUUUGACAUGUUUUGUUCAAAUUUAGUAGGUAUUUGCUUGGCCUGUGCGAAACUGUGACUUAUUUAUAACAAUUUCCAUUCGACCACUAGAUCCAGAUGGGAAAUUGCUGUCAGUCAAUCCAGGCAUACUGCUACAAUGUCGUUAAAACAUAUCGUGAAGAGUGUGGUCCUCUAACUAUUUCGUACAUGGUACCGGUAUUAAGAGAGGGUCACGACAAUAAGGGACCCAUACCGGUUAUUCCUGUUCAAAACGCCAAUGAGAUAAAGCCAAUAAUUUACAAAGACUAUUAUGAAAUUGACCAGUUCUUAGCGUUUCCUUUGGCCAUAUUUGAGUCCUAUGAUAACCGGAGCAUAGCAAUGGCGUUAAGUUUUGAUGAUCCAGUUUAUGAAACGUGCGUAUUGGUAAAAGAGGGAUUGGUAUACGUUAGAGACGACGGUUGUGGGCCAGUGCUUAGUAAGGUAAAUAUGAAAACGAGAGCAAACGUAAGAGUGGUACCUCUCUAUCGACAUAUGAAACGUAUUAACCAAAUGACGGACGUCAUAAGCACUGUCGCUAUUGCUUCUGAAUUACAACGACAGAAAUACCAAGAAGAGGAGAAAGAAUCUCUUUUGAAGCGUCUGAGGCAAAUUGAAGAGGAAAAUUGAAAGCGGUUGAUUGACAAAGUAAUCCUUGUGGUGAAAUUAAAACGGCGUCACAGAAGGCCUAGAAAUGAUAGGUCAGUUCUAGUUUACAGCUCUCUUCAGAACCUAUAAGUAAUUAAUAAACGUUCAUUGACCCAGUGUGAGUAGUGAGUACAUUAUAAAUAAACAUCUUCUAAUGAGUGAAUAAAGAGACUAAUCUAACUAUCUUUUAAAAGAAAUUAUUUCAAAAGAAGAAAGGAAAAAAAAAAGAAAGAAAAAAAAAGAAAAAAAUUUGGAAUAUAUUUUUUUAAAAGAGAUAUUCAUUUAUACAUUAAUAAAUAAUUGGUUUCCAUUACCGUAGAUGUUGGUUCCUGGUAUGUGUAAUAAUUUUCAAUUAGUAGAAAAACUUUAGAAACUAUUAACUUUUUCCACUAGUAAUUAUAAUUGAAAACGCUAGUAAGUAUAAUUGAAUUUAUUCCACUAAUUUCGAGGUUCUGAAUGAAGAAUUCGAGUAAAAAGAAUAAAAAAUAAAUAAAAAAAACUAUACUGACGAUCAGAAGCCAACUGACAUGUCAUCGACAGAUAUUGUAUAGGGUAAAUAGGUAUUAUUAUUGUGUAGGGUGGU
This is a messenger RNA of Sitophilus oryzae (rice weevil), 1252 nucleotides long. RefSeq lists its product as uncharacterized. The record is from RefSeq and is a predicted model, not a curated record. Bases 103 to 651 code for a protein of 182 amino acids. The transcript is spliced from 3 exons. NCBI's taxonomy places the organism in Eukaryota, Metazoa, Arthropoda, Insecta, Coleoptera, Curculionidae.